Messenger RNA from Neogale vison (American mink), 974 nucleotides. RefSeq names its product SFT2 domain containing 1 (gene SFT2D1). Lineage: Eukaryota; Metazoa; Chordata; Mammalia; Carnivora; Mustelidae. Gene Ontology annotation, biological process: vesicle-mediated transport. Gene Ontology annotation, cellular component: membrane. The coding region runs from base 68 to 547 and encodes 159 amino acids. The transcript is spliced from 8 exons. The record is from RefSeq and is a predicted model, not a curated record.
GUUCCGGGUUCCGCGAGGGCGCGGGGGUCCAGCGAGCCGGGCCGCCAGUGCGGCGGGGAGCAGCGCCAUGGAGAAGCUGCGGCGGGUCCUGAGCGGCCAGGACGACGAGGAGCAGGGCCUGACGGCGCAGGUCCUGGACGCCUCAUCCCUCAGCUUCAACACCAGGCUGAAGUGGUUCGCCAUCUGCUUCGUAUGCGGCAUUUUCUUCUCUGUCCUGGGGACCGGAUUGCUGUGGCUUCCUGGUGGCAUAAAGCUGUUUGCGGUGUUUUAUACCUUUGGAAAUCUCGCUGCGCUCGCCAGUACCUGCUUUCUAAUGGGACCCGUGAAGCAGCUGAAGAAGAUGUUUGAGACAACAAGAUUGCUCGCAACAAUUAUUAUGCUUCUCUGUUUCAUAUUGACCCUGUGCGCUGCUCUUUGGUGGCACAAGAAGGGCCUGGCCUUAUUAUUCUGCAUACUGCAGUUCUUGUCCAUGACCUGGUACAGCCUGUCCUACAUCCCAUAUGCAAGGGAUGCUGUAAUUAAAUGCUGUUCUUCUCUCUUAAGCUGAAAAUCAGUGACUCUUCGAAGAAAGCAUUGGAGAGUCGCUGUUCGGUUCACUUCCCCAAACAGCUGCUUCGACAGGUGAAGACCAUUCUGUGUACUGGUUUGAUUCAACUGUUAAAUGUAACGUGAAAGUCAUUACGUGUCAUUAACGUGUUCUUCCCCCAAAUAAGGCGUUUUUAAUCAUUGCCGCUGUAAAUGAUUUUUAGUGAGUUUUUUAAUCCUUUCUAAGUAGCAUUUAAGAUGUGAAUAUUUAAGGAUAAACCUAUGCUCCAAGCUUUUUUGGCUCUUUAAAAAUGCCUACAUUUUUCUUUUUUUUAAUUUUUAAAUGUGAAAGUUUUUACUUUAAACUAAGAACUGCUUAUUAUAUGUAAUAAAAAAUAAUAUAUAAAUCUUUACAAUUUUGAAAUAAACCCACACUUGGAAAAAUUGUA